GUGUGUUGUAUUUUAUUACGUUGUUGCAUUACGGAUCGUCACGGGGUACCGUGUAAAUUGUGGUCAUUAUUUGACGACAAUUUAUUCACGUGCUCACUAACUUUCGUCUCGUGUUUGUUGAGUUGAGUUUUAUAUUCGGUGUUUUUUUCGUUGUGAAUUGUGCGAGUGAAAUAAUGGGGGUAUCAGAGCCCGGUUCUUCAACAACUCCCGAAUUAUCUUUGGACCAUGAGAGGCCAGGAUCAGGCAGCGGUCCCGAUGAUGAGGACAUCCCCAGAAGGAAGCAGAGGCGAUACAGGACGACAUUCACUAGUUAUCAAUUGGAUGAACUGGAGAAGGCUUUCGGAAGAACACAUUAUCCUGACGUCUUUACUAGAGAAGAGCUAGCUUUAAAGAUAGGGUUGACUGAAGCCCGAAUCCAGGUGUGGUUCCAAAAUCGGCGAGCGAAAUGGCGGAAACAAGAAAAGGUUGGGCCACAAGCGCAUCCGUACAGCGGGUAUUUGAACGGUGUGCAGCCGCUGCCGACAUCCGCGCCGCUUCCAACGGCACCACACCCGCUCUCACAGCUGGGAUUCGGUCUAAGGAAGCCAUUCGACACCGCAUUAGCGUCGUUCAGGUACGCUAAUUCCCAACUAUUCGGAACGCAAUACUUGCCACCACUCUCGCGGCCACUAUUCGGAGCCCCCUUAUACCCGACAUCGCACGCACAUUUUCAUUCCUUAUUCGUGAAUCUAACAGCUCAUGACUCCCUUCGUCUUUCCGAAGACAGCAGACUCUCGGCUGAACAUUCCCGAUCGUCGCCUGAAAAUAUGCGGCCCAGUGAAUCGUUUCAAGCAGCGACGAGAUCGAAUCGUUCGCCGUCGAUAUCUCCCCCUAUAUCGCCUGGCAGUGAGUCGUUGCCUUUACAACCCGCAAUGGAUGAUGUAAGAAGUUCAAGUAUCGCCGCGUUGAGGUUGGCAGCACGGGAGCACGAAUUGAGAUUAGAAUUGUUGAGACAAAGAGCAGAUUUAAUUUGCUGAAUAUAAAAAUGGCAUAUUGUUUGCGAAAACAUUGUGUAGUAAUUUAAUUAAAAAAUAUUACUCUAAUUGUAAUUAAGGUUUAAGAAAAAUUUUUGAAUUUUCAUUGUCAUUGUAUAAUUUUCAU
This is a messenger RNA of Bombyx mandarina (wild silkworm), 1140 nucleotides long. Its product is annotated as homeobox protein aristaless. NCBI's taxonomy places the organism in Eukaryota, Metazoa, Arthropoda, Insecta, Lepidoptera, Bombycidae. Gene Ontology annotation, biological process: regulation of transcription by RNA polymerase II. The record is from RefSeq and is a predicted model, not a curated record. Gene Ontology annotation, molecular function: DNA-binding transcription factor activity, RNA polymerase II-specific; RNA polymerase II transcription regulatory region sequence-specific DNA binding.